CAAAGUGUGUGCACAUUGCAUACUCUCUUUCACGGUAUACCCUCCAUACACCCACCACACACACCAAUUACCGAGGCACACGCGGGCGUGGCCAUACGAUCGUCAGAGAAGAUGGAGAUGGCUAUCGGCACAGCAAGCUGGCUCGUCGGCAAGGUGCUGAAUAAGCUGUCCGAUGACUUGGUGGCUGCAUAUGUGGCCAGCUCCGAUCUCGGCAUCAACUCCGAGCAGAUUAGAUACAAGCUCCAGUACAUGCAAGGGCUGCUGCACGCGGCCCAGGAGAAGGACGUGAGCAGCAACCCUGGCCUGCAGAGCUUGCUGGAGGGCCUGAGCAAGAAGGCUGAUGAGGCUGAGGAUGCCUUGGAUGAGCUCCACUACUUCAUGAUCCAGGACAAGUUGGACGACACCAACAAGGCAGCCGCGGAGCUUGGUGAUAGCCUCCGUGCUCAUGCUCGCCAUAGUCGCCAUGCUGCUCGUCGCACCAUCGGUAACUGGCUUGCACCCUUUUCUUCCUCGUCUUCACAACAUGAUGAUGGUGGCUAUGUUACGAAGUUGAAAUUCGAUAGAGUUGCCAUGUCCAACAAAAUCAAGUCAGUGAUAGAGAGCAUACACAACCUAUGUGAUCCUGUCUCUGACUUGCUGAAUAAAAUCCCAAAUAAUAACAGAGCUAUCACGCGGCCUCAAAUGGGUUCAACAAUUACAGAGGAUAAACUAUAUGGGAGGGGUGCCAUUUUUGACCAAACUGUAAAUGCACUCACCAGUGACACACAUCUUGGUGAAAUCCUUUCUGUUCUACCUUUUGUUGGCCCUGGAGGUAUGGGAAAGACAACAUUCACCCAACACUUGUAUAAUGAUAAAAGGGUUGAGCAACACUUCACUGUCAAGGUCUGGAUAUGUGUGUCAACCGAGUUUCGUGUGCUAGACCUCACUCGGCAAAUCCUUCGAUGCAUACCUGCAAUUGAAAAAGAAGAACACAACUGUACAGUUGAAACAACCAGUUUAGACCAGCUUCAAAAAUCCAUUGCAGAGAGACUGAAGUGCAAAAGAUUUUACCACUUGAAAUUUUUGGACCUCCUAUAUUGGUAUGGAAGUGAAAUAUUGCCCAAAGACAUUUGCCACCUUGAGAACUUACGUCAUUUCCAUUCCACCAAAGAACUCCAUUCCAAUAUCCCCAAUGUUGGGAAGAUGAAGUGUUUACAGGAGCUAAAGGAGUUCUAUGUUAGGAAAGAGGGUGAUGGGUUUAAAUUGAGAGAGCUUGGGGAAUUGGGAGAGCUAGGAGGAGAACUCUGCAUACGUAAUCUUGAAAGUGUGGCGUCCAAAGCAGAGGCUAGUUCUGCUGAACUGAAAAAUAAAAGGAAUUUGAAAGUGCUGGAAUUAGUUUGGAGUACAGAUCACCAAACGAUAUAUGAUGAUGUUCUUGAUGGUCUUCAACCACACCCUAAUCUUAAGGUGCUUAGCAUUGUAAAUCCUGGUGUUGGCCCUUGUCCUAGAUGGUUGUGUGGUGACAUUAGCACAAAAAGGCUGGAAGCUCUCCAUCUAGAGGGCCUAUCUUGGGUUACUUUUCCACCUUUUGAUCAGCUACCGCACCUCAGCAGUCUCACUUUGAAGAAUAUUGUUGGGAUGCACGUGUUUGGACCUGGCUUUAGUGGUGUUACAGAGAGAAGUUUCAUGCACCUGAAGAGAAUUGAGUUUGGUUGUAUGCCAGAACUUGUCAAGUGGGUCGGGGAACCUAAUAGCCAUCUGUUUUCAAGGCUUGAAAGGAUCAAGUUGGGAGAUUGUCCCCUUCUCUGCUGGUUCCCCUUCUUGGAGGGUUCUGACUUAUUUACCAACCUACGCAGUCUUGAUAUUGAUAAUUGUCCCGAGUUAUCUCAGUUCCCUCCCAUGCCUCACAGCACUACACUAACAAAUAUGUGUUUGAGGAAUGCUAGCUCAGUUAUGCGAUACACUGGAAAUGAUUUCACUAUUGAAGGGCAUUGCGGUGCUUUGGCCUUCCACAAUAUGGAUAAAGUAGAGGUUAUGAAAAUUACAGAUGUGUCGCAUAUUUCAUUUUUAGACCUCCAAAGAGUAAACUCAUUGACGAGUGUACAUUUUAAGAAAUGUGACCGCAUGUUCUCUAUGGAAUUGGAAGACAACCUUGUCCUCUGUUCAGUUCAGAAUCUUGUCAUAGAGGAGUUAUGUAUUACUAGUGAAUUGUUUUCAAAGAUGUUGAAGUGUUUCCCAGCUGUUUCCCAAUUUACUAUGAAAGAGUGUAAGGAACUUGAACUUCUGCUUGGGGAGGAUGGAGGACUCUCGAGCCUCAGGAUGCUCCAAUCAUUUACAGGAUUCAGCUGUGGGAAGUUGUUCUCUUGGUGGCACGAGGGAGAAGUAGGUGGAGGAGCUCAUGCCAUCAAACCUUUCCCUACUUCCCUCAGAGAACUUGAUAUUUCCUUGGAGCCAAGUAUGCAGUCAAUGGGUCUGCUCUCAAACCUCACGUCUCUCACAAGUCUAAGGCUGAUAGGUUGUAAAGAACUAACAAUGGAUGGGUUCAAUCUGCAUAUCACAUUCAACCUCAAGAAAUUGACUGUAAAUGCUAUGUAUUUGAGUCAAGAGAAGAACUCUAUAGCAGGGGGUCUGCUCUCAGAGAUUGUAAGGAACAAAUUGAUGCAUGCAGAUUCUUUCCAGCUGGAAGAAUUUAUGGUGGAUAGCAUCUCGGCUGUGCUUACUGCUCCCAUUUGCAGUCACCUUGCCGCUACCCUCCACACAUUGGAGUUCUGCGAUGAUCAACGAGAGAGAACCUUCACAGAAGUGCAAGAGCAAGUGCUUAACCUCCUCACCUCCCUCCAACAUUUGGAAUUUCGAUAUUGCGGAAAUCUUCGGUCCCUCCCUCAAGGGUUACCUUUCCUUUCUUCUCUCAAGACACUACAUAUAUACGGUUGUAAGAAAAUCCGCCGCCUGCCGCCCAAGGAGGGCUUCCCAGCUUCACUGGACAAGCUUCAUGUAUGGUUUUGCAGUCCGAAGCUAACUAAGCAAGCCAAGAAAUUGAAAGGAAGAGACCCAUCGUUUUUGGUACAAGUACAAGAGUAACAUGUAUCAGACUGAAUGAAACUAGGGAGGAGCAGCGAGAGAUAACCCAUGCGCAGGGGAUCUGGAAAUGGUGGGAAUCUUUUCCGCUCCCUCUCAGAUCUCAGGGUUUCCUGCCUCUCUCUCCCGCCCGUCGCGGCGGCGCUGGAGCGGAACGUUGGCGGCCAUCCGAUCUGUUCUGCGCGCGCGUCGGUGGAUCUAGGUCACCAUGUUAGGAGGGUAAGCAGCAGGCAAAAGGCGCGAGUGGGCAGCAGGUCCGCCAAAUAUAUGGGGACACACAGUAGGCGUUCCAGCCAACGGUGGCGUCAUUGUCGCCUGUAAUGAGCGUGCCUUCCCUGUAUGCCGCCCUUGUUGUGAUACGAACGCAAGGAAAGGAACCAAUGAUGUCCCCAGUGAAGACAAUGCAAGAGGCUGAAAGGUUUGUCUCUAUAGAUGCAACCUGUCGAUUUGUUAUGUGAUGUGUGUCUGAAAAUAAGACAUGGAAUUCUGUGCUUUGUGCUUGCUUUAUACGAGCCAAAGUUGUAGCAUACUAGUCGGUAUGCUUGUUUCUCAAUAUAUAAAAUUUCACUCAUCCUCAUCGUAUCCUGUUAGUUUUGUGACUGCUUAUAAAUCAUGAUAAUUAAUUUGAUGUGUACAGCACUUGCUUAAAAAGUUUAGGUGGCCCCUGAAUUCAAGCAGAUGAUUUCAGGGAGAUGAGGAAGAAGACGUUGAUGACCUGGACAAUGAGUUCAACUAUAAUAGGUAAUGGAAUGGCAAAGGUCAAGAGUAGCAGGUGUAGGGUCAAGGAGAAGAUAUUGAUUUGUCUUCAUUCUCGCCAUGAACCUCAUCAUCUUAUUUCUCGAUUGACAAGUGGGCAACAGGUAAAUAUUUAUCAUCCAGGCACUUGCUUCUAUUCAUUUGAGACUUGAGCAGAACUCAGAAUGGAGAAGAAUAUGGUCCCUGGGUUCCAUUUAUUGGAAUUAUGUUCCUUUUUUA
Triticum dicoccoides is the source of this 4032-nucleotide messenger RNA. Its product is annotated as putative disease resistance protein RGA4. Bases 112 to 3060 code for a protein of 982 amino acids. The transcript is spliced from 4 exons. The record is from RefSeq and is a predicted model, not a curated record. Gene Ontology annotation, molecular function: ADP binding. Lineage: Eukaryota; Viridiplantae; Streptophyta; Magnoliopsida; Poales; Poaceae.